AAAAGGUGUAUUUUUCUUUCCUAUCCACUAUGAUGAUUCGUCACCCAGGGGUUCCCUUCCUGAGGGAGACUGGGAUGACUGCACCUGAUACUCGGAAAGGAGACUAGCAAAAAAGACAAACGGAAAAGCCAACAGCAGGACAAGUAACUCUGAAUGACCUCUGUAAAGGACUCAAUGCUAAAACUAAAAUACUGUUUAAGAAGAAGCACCUAAUACUGGAAUGGUAUGGCUAAAUCCUAACAACACUGUGAGAGGUGGGAGGAGAGGCUGGCUCUCACACAGAGGGAGGGACUGAGAGAGCAUGGAGCUUCAUUCACUGCUAAACACACACACACACCACAUGCUCGGAAAAGCUGUUCUCAGGCUGAGAGAAAAGAGGGGAACGAAGGAGAGGACUUCUCGAUCACUGAGUGGUGACACACAGGAAAAACAGAGACACUGAGUGAGGCCAAAGAGGGACAGAGGGGAUCAUCAAACCAAUGAGAGCUGGGAGGUUUCAGAUCCUGUGACUUGUUCCCAAAGAAGACACAUUGAUCCUGGUGGAGGUACCGAGACUUAGCUCCAGGACCGACCUCCAAGAUGUCCCGGAGGAGGUCUACAGGGGACUUGGUGCCCAGGGACGUCACUCAGAUCUUAGCCCGGGAGGCGAAGGUUCAGCGUGGGCAGAAGAAGCCGGGUAGCUCCCUGGGACAGGCCUUUGGUUGGUUAAAAGGGAGCCGAAAGAAGAAGGGCCUCGGUAAUGGGCUGAACCGAACUGGAAUUGGCGUGACGGAUGCCAAGCAAGGACUUCAGAAUCAAGACCCUGCAAAAGCUGGCCCAAAGGGGAAUGAAGAGCAGAAGAGGUUGACCGUCCACUACAGCACCUCCCAGCACUACCAGGAGAAUGUGUUCAUCGAGGGCAGCAGGCCACAGUACCUGGAGGAUCUGCACACUGAGGCCCAGGAGGGGCUCAAGAUACAACAGCAGGAAGAAUACCCAAAUGGACUCAACUUACCUGACAAUGAGAGCAUUGCUUCCACAGACACUCUGCGUCCGGAGCAGGAUAUCAGCUCCAAGGACGACGGUGGCUCUCCGGAGUCGAGGUCCACCAUGGGGAGCACUGAUACCACGGUAACCUCUGCUGUGUCCACCAGGCCUGUGCUCACUCGUCAAGGGUCAACAUUCAAGCCUCUGAAUCCAGUGAAAAGACUAGAUAAGAGCAGGAAGAGGGGCAGGAGGACCACCAUCAUGGGCAUACCCAACCAGGUCCAGAAAGAGCUCGCAUUGCACAGAAGCUUCCAGCAGCUUGUUUCUACCCCGAAUCAUGACGGAAAUCUCAGUAACAGCCAAUCAGGCGUAGUUAUCAUUCCUACAGUUGAUGGAGGGACUCCAGAAGCAAAAACGGAGGGAGCAAGAGUGCACCUUUCAGAGCUAGAGGCAUCCAGAGAUGAACAGCUGCUGAGGAAGCAACUCCAGGCAAUGUACCAAGACGAGCAGCCUUUCAACCACCAGGGCCUUGGCUCCUAUCUCUGCCCCAACUCAUCCAUGAGACCCAAGUCCCUUGCAGUACCUGGCAUGACCACUUCCUCCUCCUUCUGUCCUUCAACGAUGUUAAGCUUCCUCCAGGAACGCCAGGGCCCAGUGAUGUCCAUGUCUCCCCAGGCCACCUAUAUGUCUACAAUCAUCCCUAAUGCAGUCUUACCCAGCUCGAUUGACGUCAUAGAGAUCGACCGCAGCUGUAGCCGGACGCGUGGCGGCAGUGUAAACCAUGGCAGUAGUGUCCGCACCGUAAGCAAGAGCAGUCUGGCAUCAGGGGACUUAUCAGUCAGCCCUUUUUUGUCCAGAAGAUCCGAUGGAGAUGGUUCUCAGAGUGACAAUUCCCAAAGCGAAUCCACACUGAUGCUAACAUCUGCUUCGGGGUUGAACUGGAGCGAGACACAGUCUUCAAAGAUCAUUAUUUCAAACUCUUCUCCAGGAUCUUCUAAGGGUAGCACGCGUAGUAGUAACUCACACAGAGCGGGUCCGAAUGGGCGGGAGAGCCAGGCAGAGCAGUGUAAUGGGGACCAAGACAUUGACAGUCUGCGUAGUUCAGUUAGCAUGAUCAGCAGCUUCAGCAGUAAAAGAGAAAAUGUUACAGGUCAAGAAUCUGAGUCUGAUGUUUCAGGGUCAGUAGCUGCUGGGGACGAUGCAAAGACUAAACAGAAUUGCACUCGCAGUCUGUCGGUUAUGAAGACCAAGCAACCCCCGCCGCCACCACGGAGAACGAACUCUCUGCAUAGUAAUAAGAUCAAGAGUAACUCCAACGUUCUGGUGGAGAUCAAUGACUCUGAUGGUGCAAACGCCACAGAAAACAGUAUAGCACAAGAUGAGAACAAGUCAGUCAAGCUACAGAACUCCACUGGGUCAAGCUGUCUAGAUGCUUCCUCCAGUCCUUUGAACCCAACACAGGCCUCUUCCACUGGAGGAGCAACAGAAGCAGAACACAGCAGCUACUCCCCACAGAAAACUCCCUCAGACGGGGGGAAAUUUGAACGCACCAUGUCCCCUUCCAGCGGCUACUCCAGUCAGAGUGGCACUCCAACACUCACCCCAAAAGGGAUCUCCCCAACCCCCCCUGACAAACAGAAGAAGAAACCUGUCAAACCGGAGAGAUCGGUGUCUCGGGCCUCAUCUUCAGCAGCUUCUCCUUCCUCCUCGCUUACCUCUCUAUCUUCUGGUACAUCUGAGCCUGUCAAUCCAGAUGUUUCCACAUGUAGCUCCAGCCUGCCUUCACAGGGAUCUCAACCCACUGUUGCAGCAGAUGAACUCACUCCGAAUAACAUUUCUUCAACUUUUGCAGCUGAGGUCAGAGAACUGUUGAAAAUCCCUCCACCUCCCAAAGUCAAAGCGCCAUGUCCUCCUCCUCCAGAGGCAUGGGUUCACAACAACCGCACCUUUCAGUUACUGUGUGGGCCAAACCCUAAUGUCAGCAAAGUACCCCAGAACCCAGCGCAGAAACAAGACAGCACAGUUAAACAAGCAGGAACCCAGACUGAAGACAUCAAGGAGAUACCAGAUUCAGUUGAAAAACAAUCAACUAUAUGCCAAUCUGUCUUAGAAAGCCAAGUAAAGCCUGAGAUGUUGUUAGAAACAAGUUCUGAAGGUCUUAACAAGGAGAUGGAGAAUAGGGAAUGUCCAAAUAACAAACAAGAGGAGAUACUAGUAAGUUCAGAUGUUCAAAAACAAGAGCAGAGUAGUAACCUUGUGGUGAAGGACCCUAAGAGUCCGAAGAAAGAGCCUCCUCCUGUCAUGAAGAAACCAGUGACAGUACUGCACAAAAAGGAAUUGGUGAAGAAAGAGAGUGUUAGUGCGUCUUCAGCGGUUCAUUUGCCUGUUGAGAACCAUACAACCACGUCUCAGGUUGUAAUUGUCGUUGAUAAGAGUGACAACGAAAUGGCCAAAAGUGAGGUUGCAUCAGUAGAAGUCCCCAAAAUCACUAAGGUCUCGCCACCACCUUCUCCCCCCCCGGCAUACCACCCCACACCUCCCCUGUCAAGAAAGACGCCUCCUUCAUCAGUGUCUUCGCCACCAGACGACUUACAGAGGGUGCAGGAGGAGAUCCACGUUGUGGAGUCUUGCUGGCCGCCCCCUCCACCUCCAAUGGACGGAGACUCUGUGUUUGAUGGAGGAGAUGACGUUGACUUUCCACCACCUCCUCCGCCCUUGGUGACAGAAAGUCUAACAAAUGUGAUGGACAGUUGCGUCACAGAUCUGGGUGAAACAAAAACACAGACAGAGGAGGAUGAAGAGACUAUUGAUGAUUCGAGUGAAGCCAACACAUCUGCACAUGGACAAAUUGCAGACGUGCCCCCGGCUGUACCACAAACAGUAACGGACAUCGAACCAGAAGUUGUUGUGCAAGAUUCAGAAUCCAACAUUGCAGAAGAUACUAUUUGCAGACCAGUGCAGAGUUUAGUAUCCGUUUCAGACUGUGUCCAAUCUCCACCAGUCGUGGCAACCCCUUUGGCAUCCAUUACAAAAGCAGAUCACCCAAUGUUGGAGUCUACUUUGGUUCCUCCAAGCAGUUCCCUGAAGCGAGACUCUCCAAAACUUGAAGAUCAGUCUCCCAACGAGGCUCCCGUCAGCGCCCAACUUCCAGUUAUUGUCCCAGUGGCACCGCCUCUACCAGCAGAGAGUUUGACCCAAGGGGUUAACUUCAGACGGCAACCAGGCGUACCAAACCGAGACGCCAGAAGCAAGGAGCUCCUUUCCCGCCACAAAAGUGCACUCAUUCCUAAAGAGGACGCUAACAUACCUCUGGUGACCCCUUCCCUGCUUCAGAUGGUUCGUCUCAGAUCGGUCAACAUGACUGAAGAUGUGGUGAAAGCGGAGGGGGAGGACAAAACAACAAAUCAGGGAGCUUCAGUUCAGGACAAUUGCCCAGUCACAGGAGCUCAGAACAUUCCACAGAAGCCCAUCCGCAAGUCUUUGUCACUAAAAUCCCCCCCUCAGUCAGUAAAGACAUCCUCGGUCGCCCCUUCCAUGCGCUUACAGGAAGCCAUACGUAUGAAAACGGCCGCCAUGUCUUCAAGAGGUGGUCUCCCAUGCCGACUGGGCGUUAGAUCCACCUACAGCUCUCUCGGGGAACACGGCGCUCUGUCGUUGAAAUCAGCCGAGGGAUCUGAAAUGCUCAAGACUCCAGCAUCCACCGCCAGCUUUAUCUUCUCCAGGAGCACAAAGAAAGUUGUGAUAGAGACUCCAGCUGCCGCCUCCCCUGAAGCUCAGGUGAGUCUGAAGCAGAGUUUGGCGGCCGAACUCAUGCAGGUGUCUGACCAAUCGAAGGCCACCGUUUAUUCCAAUGGCGGGGUGAAGUUGGACAGAGCUCCUCCACCGGUGGCAAAGAAACCAGCCUCUGGGAGCAUCAGCCCUCCACCCAGUGCACCUGCUGGUUCAGCGAAGACGGACUUCAGUGUUGAAGGGAACGGAGCGAUAGGAGCAGUGCAACAUACGAGUGGAGUAACGCAUCCUGAGAUGACAACUACGAGAGUGACAGCGGACACAAUUGAAACACUGUUUUGAAGACUUCAAGCAACUCACAGCAAGGACUGACAUCACUGAAAGACUUCAACUCAACUAGAGUGUGUCUCCAAAAAGCCUUAGCCUGUAACGGCCUUCCUACAUAUUUAUGCAAAAAAGAACAUGUCGCUCCCAAAUUUCUAAUGAUAGCUUUAUUCUGGAGUAUUUUUCUAAGCUAUAGUUGAUCUCUUAUUAUUGUCCCCUCAGGAUGAAAUGGUGUACAUUGGCCUAACUGUAAAUAUUGAGCUUGUGUGAGAUCGCCUCCCAGAGGUAGGGUUAGGUAGUGGAGCUCAGAGAAAAGGAUUUAUCCAUGAUAAAGCAUUUCUGUACAGAGGUUUACUGUCUCUUAAGUCUUUUUAUGCUUGUUGUAAUAUAAUACAUAAUUAGGCAGUGGUCAGAAGAAGCUGACGAUGGCAUCUGCUUUAGAAUAAAUGGACAUUUAUAUCACCAAGAUCAGAGAAAAACUCAUCGUUAAAGGUGGGGUAGGUAAGUUUGAGAAACCGGCUCGAGAUACACUUUUUGUUAUAUUCCAUGGAAUGCUCUUAACAUCCUGAUAGCAAUGAAUAUC
Molecule: messenger RNA, 5602 nt
Organism: Trematomus bernacchii (emerald rockcod)
Lineage: Eukaryota; Metazoa; Chordata; Actinopteri; Perciformes; Nototheniidae
Gene: nhsl3
Product: KIAA1522 ortholog
Exons: 10
Coding region: 580-5037 (1485 amino acids)
Biological process (GO): cell differentiation
Source: RefSeq, a predicted model, not a curated record